GAGGAGCAGUGUGGAGAAGCAGUGUAGAGGAGCAGUGUGGAGGAGCAGUGUGGAGGAGCAGUGUAGAGGAGCAGUGUAGAGGAGCAGUGUGGAGGAGCAGUGUGGAGGAGCAGUGUGGAGGAGCAGUGUAGAAGAGCAGUGUGGAUUCUCACUAGACUGAGUCUCAGAACUACAGCAGAAACAUGGACAUGUUCUUUGGGAGCUGGAAACUUGUGAAGAGUGUGAACAUGGAGGAGCUUCUGAGAGCAUCUGACUGUGAUGAGGAAGAGGGAAACGUGAUUAAAGCCCUGAAGCCAGUCGUCAGCUUCUCCCAGGAGAAUGACCAUCUGGUGAUGAAGACGCAAACCAUCAUCGGGACGAAGAGCAGGACGUUUCAGCUGGGGGAGGAGUUUCAGGAAGAGAGUUUAUUCGGCCAGUUUUACAAAACUGUGAUCAACCUGGAUGGAGAAAAACUCAUCCAGGUGUAUAAGUGUGAGGGUGGUGAGGUCACGGUUCUGCGAGAGAUCCAGAACAAGGACCUGAUCAUGACCCUGACGUGUGACGAGGCCACAGCGGUGCUCACGUUUCAGAAGGUGUAAAUGUUGGAGAAACUUCCAGCUGUAUGUGGCUUCUCCAUCAUUGAGCAGCCAGAAGAAGAACCAGCUGCAGACAGAUGCAUGAAUCCUGAUCUUUAUAAACCAAACUCAAUAAACAGUUCAGAAAAAUCA
This is a messenger RNA of Silurus meridionalis, 707 nucleotides long. Its product is annotated as fatty acid-binding protein, brain-like. The coding region runs from base 183 to 578 and encodes 131 amino acids. Gene Ontology annotation, molecular function: fatty acid binding. The record is from RefSeq and is a predicted model, not a curated record. Lineage: Eukaryota; Metazoa; Chordata; Actinopteri; Siluriformes; Siluridae. Gene Ontology annotation, cellular component: nucleus; cytosol. The transcript is spliced from 4 exons. Gene Ontology annotation, biological process: fatty acid transport.